Messenger RNA from Tachyglossus aculeatus (Australian echidna), 2034 nucleotides. Its product is annotated as serine protease 33-like. The coding region runs from base 153 to 1127 and encodes 324 amino acids. Gene Ontology annotation, molecular function: serine-type endopeptidase activity. The record is from RefSeq and is a predicted model, not a curated record. The transcript is spliced from 6 exons. NCBI's taxonomy places the organism in Eukaryota, Metazoa, Chordata, Mammalia, Monotremata, Tachyglossidae. Gene Ontology annotation, biological process: proteolysis.
GCUGCUGCUGUGGCGGGAGCCCCCAGGGGGUGGGGACAGGGGAACCUGCCCCACCCCACCCUCUCCCCAGGGCUUUGGGGACAAAGGUGCAGGGAACUCCACUGCCCAGAGACUUUGGGACUUUGCUUUCUACCUCAGGGUCCACAAGGGACAUGGAAAGGCCUCGGACAACUUGGUUCCUGCCCCUGCUGCUUCUGCUCCAGUCUCUCCUACUGAACGGUGAACAAGGGAAAUGGAUCCAAACAGGGUGUGGUCUGCCAACCCAGAGACCACGGGAGACCCCACGCAUCGUUGGGGGCAAGGACGCCAAGGAGGGCAAGUGGCCCUGGCAAGUCAGCCUCCGACACCGUCGGAAUCACAUCUGCGGGGGAACACUGAUCACUCAAGACUGGGUCCUGACGGCUGCUCACUGCUUCAGCCUGCCCCUGGAGACGUCUCAGUUCCGGGUGGUGCUGGGAGAGCUGCGACUCUUCUCCUACCCCAUCCACGCCAUCUCGGCGGCGGUCAAGAAGGUGAUCCUACACCCUGACUACGAAGGCAGUGAACAAUCGGAGGGGGACCUCGCCCUGGUGCAGCUGACCACUCCCUUCAACUUCACAGACCACAUCCUGCCGGUCUGCGUCCCUCAGGCCACGGACUCCUUCCCCUCGGGGCUGCUCUGCUCCGUGACCGGCUGGGGAAAUGUGAAAGAAGGAGUUCAGCUUCCUAAGCCUCACACCCUCCAAGAGGUCGAAGUGCCCCUGAUUUACCCCAGUCAGUGUAACAACUUCUUCAAAACUCCAAAUUCCAAGCUCCUGGUCAAGAACACCAUGAUCUGUGCGGGCUACCCGGAAGGUGGAAAAGAUUCUUGCCAGGGAGAUUCUGGGGGGCCCCUGGUCUGCUCCCCAAACAAUUCCUGGUUCCUGGUUGGGGUAGUGAGCUGGGGCCACGGCUGUGCCCUCCCUAGGAAGCCUGGGGUGUAUACAUUCAUCCCCGCCUACAGCAAAUGGAUCCAGCAGCAAGUGCCCAGCCUGGGGCUGGGGUUCAGAAACAUCACCGUGUGGAGUGCAGCUCCGACAGGGCCCAACCCCCUCGUGGCCUCCUUCCUAUACACCCUCCUCCUGGGCACUCUCACUUUCCUCCUUUGACACCUCCAACACCUUCUGCUCCCUUAUAUCCUUCCCUCAGUCCUCUAAGAUCCUCCUCAAAGCAGCCAUCACACUCCCUCGGAGGCUUGCUGCCACCGCUGCCUCUUUGCACUCACUGAAAGCUCACUGUUUCUGCGGCGCUUUCAUCAGCCCCCCCAGUCCCUCAUCAAUCCCCAUGACUGGGAAGAUCUUCAUGCGUCUUCAAAUCUUCCUGCAAGAUCCUCUGCCUUCUGAAAAGGCCUUCCUCCUCCACUGCGCCAACGGUCAUCCCCACGCCUCGCUUCGCUCCAUUGCUCGGACCCUACCCUCAGUUGGGGGCAGAAACAAUAUGACGACGAGUCUCCACAAUAAAGGUAUGACACAGAGAUUUGCAUUAGGAUCUUUGGCCUGCGGCCAGGAACCAGUCGCACCGGUUCUGACGAUAGCCCAGAUGGGCGGCCCGGGCUCAAGAGGAAUAUGGGAAGUAGGUGGGGUGGCUGGGUCCUUAGUGCCUUGUGGGGAGAGGGAAUCAAUCAAUCAAUCGUAUUUAUUGAGCACUUACUGUGUGCAGAGCACUGUACUAGGGCUUGGGAAGUACAAGUUGGCAACAUAUAGAGACGGUCCCUACCCAACAGUGGGCUCACAGUGGGCCAGGAGGGUGGAGUCAGACAGGGAGAGGGGUAAGUGUGGACCCUUAAAGACUUGAGGGAGUUUUCUGGGGCAGGGCUUGAAAUCGGGGGAGGCAACCGACUUGGAGAAAAGGGGCCAUUCAGGUGCAGUGGUUCUCAAGGAGCCAUGAAGAAUGAACAGCGAAGAGGGAAUAUGACAGAUGGCCUGAAAACAAUAUGGGAGUGAGGACACAGGGGCUUCCCAAAGGGACGGGGCCUAGUGGAAAGAGCACAGGCCUGGGCGUCAGGGAACCUGGAUU